Tetranychus urticae (two-spotted spider mite) is the source of this 1493-nucleotide messenger RNA. RefSeq lists its product as uncharacterized. The record is from RefSeq and is a predicted model, not a curated record. NCBI's taxonomy places the organism in Eukaryota, Metazoa, Arthropoda, Arachnida, Trombidiformes, Tetranychidae.
AAGACUGGGAAAAGUUUCCAUUUUUACGGUGAGAACCUUAGAAUCACAAGUUUAACAAUGUAACCCUUUGCAGUUUACGUACUUCCCCCAGUAUUUGCAGUCAUCGGUCAAAAUGAUCAAACAGGUGAUUGAAUGGUUUUUCCCUUUGUUUACUUCAACUAGGAAUAUUGAUAAUUUUUUCGGUCAUCGCAAUUUUUACAUUAAAUCAUCGUUUCCCGAACAAGAAAUCAAUGUUGGCCCUAAAGUGUGGAUUUAUUCAAUUCUUCAAAUGUUUCAUGCUUUUGUGCUUCUUAUACGCUGUUUAAUCUACUUUUUUGCACCUGAAACAAAUAAGCUUAUUUAUGGUGAUACUCUUAGUAUUUAUGGACAUGAAGGUGAUCGAUUUGCCAUUUUAUUAAUAAUCUUCUCUAUUGCUGCUGGUCUCAGUCAAUUAUCAUUCCAUACAAAUGUGAAUCGUCGUCACUAUCCUUUUUGGACUCGAGUAUUCAAAUUUGAAAAGCUUGGCCAUAACUCACGUUCUCAGUGUUCUCUGCAUCUCAACUGGGUUGAUAGGCUGAGAUUUUUGACCUUUCGAUCUUAUUAUAUGCGUUUCAUUCGAUUGUUUGAGUUCUUGUUAUUACUUCCAAUCAUUGGUAUAUCCAUUCCAGUUUUAUUUCAUGAUGGUCCUCUUCUUAUAUGGUCUUUAUGGUUUUGCCAUAAUGUCCGUAAUUCAUUCACUAUCAUGUUUAUUGGUUUCACACUUCCCUCAUGUUUAGCUGUUGUCCAUGUUUACAUUAAUUUACGCCUCUCAACUGUUAUCAUUCAACUAGAUUCAAUCAAGAAACAAACUGCACACAUCAUUAGAUCACAUUUUAGAGCCAAGUACAAAUCACCAAGUGAUUCAAGUUUUUCAUCAAGAGCUUCAACUUCAUUCCGUAGUCCUGUUUCAAAAUCAUCAAAACAAUCUUUUACUAUUCCAAAUGAGGUCGCCCGACGGUUGGUCAAUCUUAUUCAAGAGCAUGGUGAAUUAUGUUGGGAAAUUAGGAAAUUCAACGUUUUCUGGAAACGAAAUCAGUUGUAUACUUUUUUUGCCGGUUUCUCAAGUAUUUGUCUUCUUGGCUUUUUAACAACUGCUACAGAUAUUCACCUUCCAUUGAAGCUUGCCUAUGCAUUUAUUAUGGUCACUGCAUUUGUCUAUUGUGUAGCCGGACCUUUUUUGGCUGGUGCUUUAAUGUUUCACCAAACGCAACGAAUCAAUAAAAAAUUUAUCAUCCUACUUCGCUAUAUGAACGAUUUCCAAUCAAGAAGUAAAAUUCUGGUUUCCUUGGAGCAGUUAACUAUUUUCAAAGGAUUUACAUUGUUUGAUAUUUUCAAUUUUACAAACAAUGGAUUUGCCUGGAUGUUAUUAAGAUUAAUUAGAUACCUACUACUGGCAUUCAAAAGGCUACGUCAUUAAUAUUUGAAUAUCAAAAGAAAAAUUGUCAUUUUAGUUGUACUAUUUUCUAGAAAAUAUA